Messenger RNA from Impatiens glandulifera, 1451 nucleotides. RefSeq names its product casein kinase II subunit beta-3-like. Gene Ontology annotation, cellular component: cytoplasm; protein kinase CK2 complex. Gene Ontology annotation, molecular function: protein kinase regulator activity. Bases 234 to 1112 code for a protein of 292 amino acids. The record is from RefSeq and is a predicted model, not a curated record. The transcript is spliced from 7 exons. NCBI's taxonomy places the organism in Eukaryota, Viridiplantae, Streptophyta, Magnoliopsida, Ericales, Balsaminaceae.
GAACGAUUGAUUUAAGACCUAAGAUUCUGAUGAGGAUACGCACAUAGAUUCUCCAAAUCCUAAAAGCGACAGAAAUGUUUCUCUCCCGCCGGUUAAUCGCAAGUGAUGCCGGCCGCCGCAUCAUCUCUUAACCCUUUCUUCAUAUCUCUUCUCCGCCCUUCAUCCCAAAAGAGACGAUUUUUAUCGACUGAAGAAUACAUACUGGAAGGACUAUCGGUUAAUUUAAGGUGAAAAUGUAUAAAGAACGAGGAGGGGGCGGGUCGAAGACGGAGGUGGGUCAUAUUGAACGGAAACGGAUCAACGAUGCUUUGGAUAAGCAUUUGGAGCGACCGUCUCCGUCCACAUCCCGUGGAUUUAGUCAGGAUUUGAUAACCGCUGCUCAUGCGGUUUUAGCCGGUGGUGGUGGUAGUGGUGGUAAAACGCCCAUUGAUAAUAAGGACUCUCGUUCUAUGUCUUUGUCUGAAAACAAACGCUCUGAUGAGGAAUCUGAAUCAGACAGCGAGGAGUCAGAUGUUAGUGGCUCUGAUGGAGAUGAUGCAUCCUGGAUUUCAUGGUUCUGUAACCUGCGUGGAAAUGAGUUCUUUUGUGAAGUUGAUGAGGAUUAUAUCCAAGAUGAUUUUAAUCUCUGUGGAUUAAGUGGCCAAGUCCCUUAUUAUGAUUAUGCUCUGGAUUUGAUUCUGGAUGUGGAGUCUUCUCAUGAUGCAGGUGAUAUGUUUACAGAGGAACAGAAUGAAUUGAUUGAGUCAGCAGCGGAGAUGCUUUAUGGGUUGAUUCAUGUUCGUUACAUACUGACAACCAAAGGAAUGGCUGCUAUGUUAGAGAAGCUGAAGAAUGCGGAAUUUGGGCGAUGCCCAAGAGUAUUUUGCUGUGGACAGCCAUGCCUCCCAGUUGGUCAAUCUGACAUACCUCGAGCAGGCACUGUAAAGCUGUAUUGUCCCAAAUGUGAGGACAUUUUUAGCCCCCGAUCCAAGUUCCAAAGUAACAUCGAUGGUGCUUAUUUUGGUACAACUUUUUCUAACCUAUUCCUAAUGAGUUACGGGCAUCUCAAGCCACAGAAACCGUCGCAAAAAUAUGUACCAAGAGUUUUUGGCUUCAAGCUCCACAAGCCAUGAUGUGAAACAGGAUUUUCCCGAGGUUUUGAUUUUGAUAUAUUUCAAACUUUACCAGGAUAUGCGAGUAAGAUAUUUAAAUUGGAGAAAAAUAUGUCGCAAUGGAGCUUGGUUUAGUUAUGUGCAAGGUUAUUCAAAGUUCCAACCUUUCGAAUUCUACAAUUUAUCGGUGUUCUUUUUGUACUAUUUUUUUUAAAGAAAUUUAACAUUGGGUUAUGUUUGGCAUUUUGUUUAAAGCCAUUCUGGACUUGUGCACAACAGAAUGUGUAUUCAUUUAUGUAAUCCUGAAUUAUUUUUAUUAUUUUUUAUGCUUAUUAGCAUAAUAUUGAAUUUGAGCUUCAA